CUCAAGAAAAGACUGUCAGUCGAGUUUGGUGCUUCAAACCUAUUAUAGCCUCAAACGUAUGGUUCUCCAGUUGUACAUAGAUAGACAAAUAUACGAGUUAUAAAUUUAAGGGAACUGCUCUCCGAUACCACAUACGGUAGUAACGAUGGUUUACAUGCAAAUUUUGGCAGUGGCUGCAAUUUGUGUGGUUACUUGUCAGGCAAAUGAGGAACGAAAAAGCGGUGGAUUGCAAGGGUCAAACCUGGCUAAGCAAAUUCAGGACAUUUAUACAAUUUGCAAGGAUAAGAAGGCAGUCUGCGUGGGGAUGCCGCAAAAUUGCAUAUCCACCAACUCGUGCGUCUACAUGGCGUCGAUUGAACAAAGCACAGAUAAUAAGCACACUUUCAAGAUGGUGGAUACAGCAGCUACUCAAGGAUAUUACGUUGCAGUUGGAAUUUCGGAAGAUGGAAAAAAUAUGAAAGAUACCAGUCUUGUGGCCUGUUCUUCUUCCAAUAUGGAUGUUUUUUGGGCUGUUGGGGCAACAUCUCCGUCAAAGGUUACAAAUAAGCCAUAUUUCCAAAACAAAGAACAUUCUGCUUCCAAUGGAAAAAUUUACUGCGUGUUUGACUUGGAUUCUUCAUUUGACGAACAUGGAGUGAAAUUCGACCUCCAAAAGAAAAAUUAUGCUGUGCUUUUGGCCAGGGGUCCCCUAAAACCCGAUGGAAUCAGUCCUGGUUAUCAUGAUGAAAAUAAGAAAAGAUUUGGACCAAUGCGACUGUCGUCGUCAAGUGGAAGUUUCUCUUCUCCGAUGUUGCUUGUCACUGCAACACUUUCACUUAUGAUUGCCAGGAUCAUACAUUGAAUGAAGGAGGAUUGAUUGUUUCAUUGGUUGUGUAUGUAUGUACAGCAUGGACAAGUUAAAAGAAUAAUAAAGUUCAUUUUUCAGUCGUCAUAA
Folsomia candida is the source of this 934-nucleotide messenger RNA. RefSeq lists its product as uncharacterized. The coding region runs from base 146 to 841 and encodes 231 amino acids. The record is from RefSeq and is a predicted model, not a curated record. The transcript has 5 exons. Lineage: Eukaryota; Metazoa; Arthropoda; Collembola; Entomobryomorpha; Isotomidae.